GCGGCAUCCCCUUGGGAAAAGAAAAGAAAAACAAGGAGAGAAAGCUGUGGUUCUUUGUUUCUUCGAUUUGCUCUGUUCUUUUUCUUCUUUGCUCUCUGUUUGUGCAAAGAUAAAGAAGGUUUAGUCUCAAUGACGACUUCGCUUGGCAGAGAUCUAAUCUUCCUGAUCAUGCAGUUCCUCGAUGAAGAGAAGUUCAAGGAAACUGUUCACAUCCUUCAGCAGGAAUCAGGGCUGUUUUUCAGCGUGAAGCACUUUGCGGACCUGAUCCUCGGCGGAAAAUGGGAGGAGGUCGAGCAGUAUCUUUCUGGGUUCACUAAAGUUGAUGAUAAUCGUUAUUCCAUGAAGCUGUUUUUUGAAAUCCGCAAGCAAAAAUACUUGGAGGCAUUGGACAAGCUUGAUAGGACCAAGGCUCUCGAUAUCCUCACCAAGGAUCUUAAAGUUUUUUCCUCUUUUAAUGAGGAUUUAUUCAAGGAAAUCACUCAGCUCUUGACAUUAGAUAAUUUUAGGGAGAAUGAGCAACUAUCAACUUAUAGAGAUGCAAAGACAGCAAGAUCAAAUAUGUUGAUUGAGCUCAACAAGCUUAUUGAGGCAAAUCCUCUUUUAUGUGACAAGCUGCAGUUCCCUAACAUUAAAAAUUCGAGGUUGCGGAUGCUCAUUAAUCAAAGCUUAAACUGGCAACAUUCUCUUUGUCCAAAUCCUAGGCAAAAUCCUGAUAUCAGAACUCUUAUGGUGGAUCACAGUUGUAGAAAUUCUACUGAUCCAUACACGCAUCUAGCCUCAAGCAAUCAGCUUAUGGUUUCUGCACAAAGAACAGAAGGCUUCAUUCCAGUGUGUGCAAAUGGGUCAUUCCAACCUGCAUCAACAUCAGUUCAAGUUCCUUCAAAUGUGUGGGUGACAACUCCUUCAAGCAUGAAUCACCCAUUAGUUUCUGGAGGAGUUGGCCUUGGUGCUCAGUCAAAUCCCACUGCUGUGUCAAAGGGUCUCUCAGGGUCUGAUAUGUCAAUGGCAAUGGUUUCUGCAGUUUCUGACAGGAUUAUGCCACCGGGAAUGAAUCCCUCUCAGAAUGGUUUGCAAUUUAACAUGACUGAAGAAUUGCCCAAGACUGUUGCUCGCACAUUGAACCAAGGAUCAGUUACCACAAGCAUGGACUUUCAUCCUGUUCAACAAACUCUCCUUCUGGCUGGAACAAACAUUGGGGACAUAAGUUUGUGGGAAGUUAGUUCAAGAGAGAAAUUAAUUUCAAGAAACUUUCAGGUGUGGGAUAUUGGAGCAAGUUCGAUGGCAUUAAAGGCAGCUUUAAUCAAAGAUCCAUCUGUCUCAGUAAGACGUAUACUAUGGAGCCCUGAUGGUUCUUUGUUUGGAGUUGGAUAUUCUAAGCAUAUGCUGCAGUUGUACACUUAUUUUGGAGGGAAUGAUGUUCGACAACAUUUGGAGAUUGACUCUCAUGUUGGCGCUGUAAAUGAUCUAGCAUUUUGUAACCCCUCUAAGCAACUAUCGGUUAUUACUUGUGGUGAUGACAAGACCAUCAAGGUGUGGGACGUAGGUACUGGCGUGAAAUUAUACACAUUUGAAGGUCAUGAAGCUGCGGUACAUUCUGUCUGUCCUCAUUACAAAGAAAAUGUCCAUUUUUUCUUUUCAACAUCAGUGGAUGGCAAGAUAAAGGCAUGGUUAUAUGACAUGAUGGGAUCCAGGGUCGAUUACUAUGCUCCUGGUCGCUCCUGUGCAACAAUGGCCUAUACUGCUGAUGGAAAUAGGUUGUUCUCAUGUGGAACCACAAAAGAAGGGGAGUCCCACAUGGUUGAAUGGAAUGAAAAUGAAGGUACUGUGAAGAGAACCUACCAAGGAUUUUACAAACGUUCUUUGGGCGUUGUGCAAUUUGAUACUGCCAGGAACCGUUUCUUGGCAGCUGGUGAUGAUUAUUCAAUUAAAUUCUGGGAUAUGGAAAAUUGCAUUCUUUUAUUGACUGUUGAUGCUGAGGGAGGAUUACCGGCAAAUCCUCGUAUCCGUUUCAACAAGGAGGGUUCCUUAUUAGCUGUUUCUGCAAAUGAGAAUAAAAUAAAAAUUUUGGCGACUGUUGAUGGUCUUCGAUUGAUGCGAACAUAUGAAACUCAUUCCCAUGUUGCUCCAAGACCACCUCCAUCUGAUGCUUCAGCAAUGAAUGGUGACUCAAAAAAGUCGGAGGAUACAAGAGCGAAAUCAACGGAAGAAGUAAACCCAGUAAGAGCAUGCCAACUCACUGAAAUUAGGACACCUGCUCAAUUUCGUGCUCUCAAACUCUCAGCUCGUUUCCAAACAGAUAAGAUCGGAAGGUUGAUUUAUACUAAUUCAGGUAAUGCCCUUUUGGCAUUAGCAUUUAACGCCGUUCAUUUACUGUGGAAAUGGCCACAAAGUGGGAAGGCAACAACAAAGGUUACCCCUCAACUAGUGCAACCAGCAUCAGGCAUAUUGAUGACCAAUCAUCUUAUCGAGGGUAACUCGGUUGAAACUGUGCCAUGUUUUGCAUUGUCCAAGAAUGACUCCUACAUCAUGUCUGCAUCAGGAGGCAAAAUUUCAUUGUUCAACAUGAUGUCAUUUAAGAAAAUGAUAACAUUCAUGUCUCCACCACCUGUGGCAACAUAUCUUGCUUUUCACCCUCAAGAUAACAAUAUAAUCGCUAUUGGCAUGGAUGAUUCCACAGUUUACAUAUACAAUGUUCGUCUAGACGAGGUCAAGAGCAAGCUUAAGGGUCACUCUAAGAAAGUCACUGGUCUUGCCUUUUCCCAUCUGUUGAAUAUACUUGUUUCUUCUGGAGCUGAUGCUCAGAUCAUUGUAUGGGACUUGAAUAAUUGGGAAAGGAAGAAUGGUUGUUUCUUGCAAACUCCAGCAGGAACGACGCCGACCGCAAGGUCAGACACCCAGAUUCAGUUUCAGCAGGAUCAGACACAUUUGCUGGCUGUAAACUCAACUCAACUCGCCAUAUAUGAUGUGAGGAAACUGGAGAGUAUAAAGCAGUUGGCCAUAGGAGAAUCUUAUGCACCAAUCACCCAUGGAAUAUUUUCAUGUGAUAGCCAGUUGGUGUACACCAGUUUCAUGGAUGGAACGGUGCGCAUAUUCGGUGCCUCAAACCUUCAAUUACAGCGCCAGAUAAAUCCCACUGCUUAUAUGGCAUCCGAUGUCAGCUCAACUGUUCAUCCACUUGCAGUUGCUGCCCAUCCCCAAGAACCCAACCAGUUUGCCAUAGGCCAAACCGAUGGCAGCGUUUAUGUGUUUGAACCAAUUGAAUCCGAGGGCAAAUGGGAUGUUGUGUCCCAACUGCAACGCAUUGAGAAUGGAUCUGCAAGUACCAUUGCUCCGCAAUCUGCAGUCUCGGAUCAACCCAAACCCCAACCUCAGUGCUGAUAUAUCUGCUUUGCUCUAUCUAACUCUUGAAUGUAUAAUUAGGUCAUAUAGUUCUUUCUUAAUGUAAAACCUGGUAGACAGCUAGACUUUUAUAUUUUUCCUAAAUGAAACUUGAUUUCUCCUUCUAAACUGGUAUUUUCAUUUAGUUAGUGUUUCAUU
Hibiscus syriacus is the source of this 3537-nucleotide messenger RNA. RefSeq names its product topless-related protein 1-like. The transcript is spliced from 26 exons. Gene Ontology annotation, molecular function: protein binding. Lineage: Eukaryota; Viridiplantae; Streptophyta; Magnoliopsida; Malvales; Malvaceae. The coding region runs from base 130 to 3378 and encodes 1082 amino acids. Gene Ontology annotation, biological process: regulation of DNA-templated transcription. The record is from RefSeq and is a predicted model, not a curated record.